CAAAAUUAAACACACACAUUUGUCCUGUAAACUUUAAAAAGUGGUGCAGCAGCAAAAAGACUAGUGAGUAAAAAUCUCAAAAAUAAAAGGAAAAAGAAGAUGAGACGGGGGCAUCACCGGCGGCGAUCAUCGACGCCGUCAGUGGACUUCGGUGUAGACGAUGAAGAAGAAAUAUCAUCGGAAGCUCAAAUGAAGUGCGUUUCAUGCAAGGAGGAUUACAGCUCCCGUGACGCCGGAACUUGCCGGGAGUGUUACGAAGAAGCUAGCGAGACUGAGGAAGAGCUCAAGCGUGAGAUCGAAGAUCUUAAAGCCAAAGUCAACUUUCUCCGUUUCUGGGGGCCAUCCCACCACCACCACCAACAACAACAACGAACUGUACCCUUCUUCUCCGACAUCGUUUUGGUCGCUUCCCAUGAUGAAUCCGGCAAGUCCACCCCUCACCCUGUUCCCGUUCCUGCAAAUCGCGCUCUCCUGGCCAGUCGUUCCCCGGUUUUCAGAGCUAUGCUUGAAAAUGAGAUGGAAGAAAGCCUCAGCGGCACAAUUAAAAUCAGUGACGUGUCAUAUGAUGCACUUCGUGCCUUUGUGACCUAUUUAUACACUGCUGAUGCCUGCCUGGAUGAGCUUAUGGCUUGUGACCUUCUGGUUUUGGCAGAAAAAUACCAAGUGAAUCAUCUGAAGACAUAUUGUGAGAAGUUUCUAAUUUCCAAAUUAAACUGGGAGAACUCACUUCUUAACUAUGGAUUUGCUCACCAGCACAAUGCAAAGAAGUUGCUUGAUGCAGCGCUGUCAUUGAUCAUGGAAAACAUGGACAAGCUGAGCAAGCGAGAAGAAUACAAAGAACUCGUGGACAAGGAUCCCAGACUAGUUGUAGAAAUCUAUGAAGCUUACCUUUCCAAACAGGUUAACACUGCUGUGCAUAAAGAUCCAGUUGCUAAAGCAUAGCCCCAUGGUCAUAUUAACUUCAGUAGUAGAAGGAUUGUCUAAAUAUAUAAAUCCCCAAAUGAUGAAUGUUAACUGCAACCGUUUGAUUUGAAUGAUCAGUAAGAAUUAGACAUAA
This is a messenger RNA of Solanum dulcamara, 1057 nucleotides long. RefSeq names its product BTB/POZ domain-containing protein At4g08455-like. Bases 100 to 942 code for a protein of 280 amino acids. Gene Ontology annotation, biological process: regulation of proteolysis; proteasome-mediated ubiquitin-dependent protein catabolic process. NCBI's taxonomy places the organism in Eukaryota, Viridiplantae, Streptophyta, Magnoliopsida, Solanales, Solanaceae. The record is from RefSeq and is a predicted model, not a curated record. Gene Ontology annotation, cellular component: cytoplasm. Gene Ontology annotation, molecular function: ubiquitin protein ligase binding. The transcript is spliced from 2 exons.